Peromyscus leucopus (white-footed mouse) is the source of this 915-nucleotide messenger RNA. RefSeq names its product F-box/LRR-repeat protein 5-like. NCBI's taxonomy places the organism in Eukaryota, Metazoa, Chordata, Mammalia, Rodentia, Cricetidae. The record is from RefSeq and is a predicted model, not a curated record. Bases 85 to 387 code for a protein of 100 amino acids. The transcript has 3 exons.
GGCGCGCCGCCUCUGUCGCGCGGCGAGGGUGUCUAUGGAGAGGCGGCGGCCGCGGCUGCUGAGGCGGACGCUGAGGCAGCGGCGAUGGCGCCCUUCCCCGAUGAAGUGGACGUCUUCACCGCCCCGCACUGGCGGAUGAAGCAGCUGGUGGGGCGCUACUGCGACAAGCUUUCUAAAACGAACUUUUCCAACAACAAUGACUUCCGUGCUCUUCUCCAGUCUUUAUAUGCUACUUUCAAGGAGUUUAAAAUGCAUGAGCAAAUUGAAAAUGAAUACAUUAUUGGUUUACUUCAGCAACGCAGUCAGACCAUCUAUAAUGUCCAUUCUGACAAUAAACUCUCUGAGAUGCUUAGUCUCUUUGAAAAGGGGCUGAAGAAUGUUAAGUGAAGGAGCCUGCUUUUUCAGGAUUCCAGCAUAUACUGAAGAUGAAUUGAGACAUCCAGGCUCACAGACUGAACAACUACUGGGUUCUUGGACCCUCUCUUGAUAGACAGCCAUUGUUGGAGCAGCUGGACCACACAACCAGUAAGCCAAGCCAUUCUAAUAAAUCGUGUGUGUGUGUGUGUGUGUGUGUGUGUGUGUGUGUGUGUGUGUGUAGUGUGUAUGGGAUUUAUUAGAAUGCAUAUAUCCUGACUAAUGCAACCCAAAUUGUCAAGGCUUUGUGACACGUUGCCAAUUUUUAUUACACAGUCUAAUACCAUCUGUGUGUGUGUGUGUGUUUGUGUGUGUGUGUGUGUGUGUGUGUGUGUGUUUUGCAGGUUCAUAUGUACUCAUGCAUGAAGAGGCUACAGAACAAACUGUCAUUCCUUAGAUAUCUUCCACCUUGAUUUUUGAGAGCAUCUUUGUUUGGGACUUGGGCAGUACCUGGCUCCAACAUUUAUGCUAUUUUCAAUAAACUAAGCAAAUUCUUUGAAA